CAUUGUAGCAAUUUACGGGGGAAAAAAGAUGAACAAAAACACAGAGAUUUUCUUCCCUGCUCUCUAGUAGCAAACACCACAAAAAUCACCAUAGAAAGUGCACAAAUGUUGCAAUCCAUACACACCCUCCCUCCAAAUUCCUUCCUCACUUCAACUCACUCUCUCUCCACCAAUCUUCUCCUCAAACCCUUUCUCUCUCCUCUUUCUUUCCUCCACAAACCCACUUCAACUCACUCUCUCUCCACCAAUAUCCGCCCCAUUUCACAACCAUGGCCGCUCUUCGCCGCCUUUCUGGACGACGGACCCAUCGAACUUUCGCCGGAUGUACCCUCCAUUUUCGCUACAAAUGACGACCCUACUCCUCUCCAAAUCUCCACUAGUGUUCUUCUUACUGGGUCUAUUACUGUCUUUCUCUUUCGCUCUAUUCGUCGUAGAAUUAAACGAUCUAAGGAAUUGAGAAUGAGAUCCUCUGGUGCUAAGAGUUUGAAAGAGGAGGCAUUGGAUAGCUUAAAAGCUAUUGGAUCAGUCUCGCUAGAACCUAAAGCUUCGCCAUCCCCGGUUCAGGCCUUCUUGGGAGGGAUCACUGCGGCCGUGAUUGCUGUCAUUCUGUACAAGUUUACUACAACUAUUGAGGCGGGUCUUAAUCGGCAAGCUACCCCUGAUAGUUACUCGGCUCGUCAAAUUACGGUUACAAUAAGGACUAUUAUCAAUGGAUUGUGCUACCUUGCAACAUUUAUCUUUGGGUUCAAUUCUCUGGGCUUAUUCCUUUUAUCAGGGAAGCUCGCACUUGACUCCAUAGGUGAAGACUCUGCGGGUAGUGACGGGAAUACUACUGACGUAAAGGAUUCCAGUUCCCCCAGUCUGUCAUCCGAAAGCCCUAGUACUCAGGAAAGUAAUGAUACUGAUCAAACUUGUUAAUAUAAGGUGUCGUAACUGGUAAGAUUAAUUAGUACCAGUUAUCCAUUUAGUUUACAGGAGUAAAAUGUAAUUCUAUGUUGAUCACACUUUAAAUACAGCACAACAGCUGCAUAAGGUGCAGAUUUUGUAUGUAUGAAACUUGUUAAAUUCACAUCAACAUACGGCACAAGAAGUCCAGGCAAGAGAAUGGUUCAUGCUACGAAAUGAUUAA
Molecule: messenger RNA, 1129 nt
Organism: Spinacia oleracea (spinach)
Lineage: Eukaryota; Viridiplantae; Streptophyta; Magnoliopsida; Caryophyllales; Amaranthaceae
Exons: 4
Coding region: 106-918 (270 amino acids)
Cellular component (GO): chloroplast thylakoid membrane
Source: RefSeq, a predicted model, not a curated record